AUGUUUCACGAAGGAGACCUCCAGAGCGGCAUAACCCUAGCCAUGCAGCAGGGCAAAACUGUCGCAUGCUUUGAAGACGACAGCUCUGACAGCGACACUUGGGAAUAUGGAUGGUUAGAGGAUGAGGCCCUCAAAGACCUCCUAGCACAGAACGUCGUGCUUCUACGCAUAUGGGCCGGCUCCGUGGAGCAUGGCUUCCUUGCGCACUUCUGCCCGGUAGAGCUAGCGCCUAGUCUCGUUCUGAUAGAUAAUGGACAGCUCAAAGAGAACCUUUCGAGGGAUAUCACGCGGGGAGAGUUUGUGCGCCGCUUGCGCACAGCUUUUGGAGCCGAUGCAUCAAGCACAAAGGAAGAUGUGGCUAUGGAUGAAGCCCCCGAGUCGGCGACUGAGGAACAAACCCCCAUUACUGGAACUAGCGACUCGCCGAUAGGCGGACAUCCGGCGACUUUCAGACACGCUGAGCCUUCGGUAGCUGCUGCUUACGAAACACUCGACUCCACCGAAUCUACCCCCCCAACAGCGACCCCCGCGUCCUCAACCCCCGAACCACCUCCCGAGCCGAACCCCGCCGUCCAAGCCCUCCUGCUCGAGCGCGCUGCUCGGUUAGACGCUGAACGCGCGGCGCGCGAAGAAGCGGAACGGGUUGCACGCGCCGAGAAAGCAGCCGGGAAGAGGCGCGCCGUUGAUACCGAGGUAGAGGCCAGUGGGUCUUCCGCGGUCCGGCAGGCGCAGAUGAGCUACGCAGCACAGCAGCGGCUGCGCAAGACAGAGGAGAAGAAGGAACUCCAGCGGAUACUAGCGACCAUUGAGGCCGACAAGAGAGAGCGGAAGCAGCGGGAGGAGGAGCGGAAGUUGAGGGUAGCAGCCGAGGCGGAAGAGGAAGCGGGAAGGCGGCCGGAACCAGCGUCCAGCGCCCUAACCCAGCAAUUACACAAAUCGCAGCCCGAAACAGAAGCCUCAGCAGUCGCGAAUAAGAACGCGCAAUGCCACCUCCAGAUCCUCCUCUUCGACGGCUCCCGCCUUCGCCAUCCCUUCCCCCGCCACGCAACCCUCCGUCAAGAUGUCCGGCCCUGGAUCGAUGCGUCCAUUUCGAACUCCGAGAUGCCGAGAUCAGCGCUCCCGCCCUACACCUUCAAGCAGAUCCUACCGUCACAACCAGCAAGGCCUAUCCCCAUAUCAGAAGAAGAUCAACCGCUCGCGUUCAUCGGCCUCAUGCCGAACGCAACUCUCGUCCUGGUCCCAAUCGCUACGUUCACGGAGGCGUAUACAGGGAGUGUGGGGCGCGGAGUGCUGGGGCAGGCGUACUCCGGUAUUCGCUGGGUGUAUGGGGGCUUGGCGAGCGGCGUCAAUACAGUGGCGGGCGUCGUGGCGCCGUACAUGACGGGUGGUGGCCAGGCGGGGCAGGCGCAGCAGGCUGGGACGACUGCGGGAGAGGCGGAGGGUGACGGUGGGACUGCUGCGGCGGCGGUGGCGGGGAGGGCGCGGGUGAACGUGAGGACGUUGGCGGAUCAGCGAGCGGAGAGGGCCGAGGGCGCGCAGUUUUAUAACGGCAAUUCGCUUGACUUCGAACCAAACAGAAAGGACGAUAAAGAUGAGUAG
This is a messenger RNA of Coniosporium apollinis CBS 100218, 1599 nucleotides long. RefSeq lists its product as uncharacterized. The transcript has 5 exons. Lineage: Eukaryota; Fungi; Ascomycota; Dothideomycetes. The record is from RefSeq and is a predicted model, not a curated record. Bases 1 to 1599 code for a protein of 532 amino acids. Gene Ontology annotation, molecular function: protein binding.